AUAAGGCAGCUGCGCUGCUGAGCAGCAAAAAUGGAUUGCUUCAUUCAGGGCUGAAAACCAGAGGCAACAAAGAAUAGGAAAUCCCAUUUCGGACCGGUCGGUAUCCCACACCGUGCCGGAGAAGACAUUCGCCCACCACAAGCCACUUCCUCCGCCGUCGCUACUCUAUUGAGUAAUACGGCACCAACCAAACAGCACAAGACAGUCUAAUCACUCAAUCAGAUAAUAUAAGCAGUCUAUGGCAUUUUGAAGCACUAAUGGCUGCUGAGCUACUAUCCCCACAACGAUCACCGAAAAGUCAGAAUUCAUUAUUAUCUUGUUAAAAUGACACGAUCAUUAUCUACCCCUUCCUCACUGGAAGAGAUUCCUUCUAGUGUCCUGACCUUGAUAAUCCGCUACCUGAGUGAUCCUCAGUCGCUCUGUGCCAUGGAACAGUCCUGCAAAACCUUUCAAUCCCUCUGCAUGUCAUCGGGUAGUUGGGGCGAAUUGUAUCGUGCUCGUUGGAAGAGUCGCGUACCUCCCAAACGCCGUUGGAAAGAUUCUCACUACAAGGACGAUUAUCAUCGACGCCACUUGAUUGAUGCUCAAUUGCAACUCUGCAUCGAUUCCCUCAUGGUGACAGAAACCACCGAACGACAACAAGUCAUUAGAGCCGUCAGUCAAAUCAUGUCCUUUGGAACGGAUGCCAUGGAUGUCUGUUGGAAGUGCUACAUGGCGCACAAGACUACUACUGAUGAUGACGACAAAGACGACCAUGAGGAUCUGAAUCGCAAAGAAUUAAUUGCCAUUUGUUUGCUGCGAUCCGUCCAUUGUGCCGUCGUCUUUGACGAUGUCAAAAACUUGUGUACCCACAAUUCACCCAUUUUCGACGACGAUGAUGACCCAGGAGCGGAAUUGGAAGAAUAUGCCAUUACCAGCAGUCGCAUGUUCUUUGAUAUCAAACAAGGACCCGAUGCCGUUGCCAUCACAAACCAAUGGAUACGACAACAACUAGAUAACAUUGCUACCCAAGUCAAGACACAAAUCAAACAAAAUCCGGCACCACCACAAUCCACUUCUACCAACACCGACAAUCAUCAGGAUCCCAUCACGCUCUACAAAUUGCAAGUCCUCAAUACCGUCUUUUUUGAUACCCUCAAUUUUUCUGGAAAUACCGACAAUUAUUACGAUUUUCACAAUUCCAUGAUGCAUACCACGCUGCGACGAAAAACUGCCAUACCCAUGACCUUGGCCGUUCUCUACAAAUGCAUUGCACGAAGAAUUGGUGUACAAGUAGAUAUCAUUGGUUUACCGGGACAUAUUGUCAUUGGUGUCCCCGCAUUGGAUCGAUACGUCGAUGUCUUUCGCAAGGGACAACGAUUCUUGACGCGGACCGAUUGCGAACGCAUCGUACACAGUUAUGGACAUGUCAUGGUGCCGGAAUUCAUGCAGCCAUUGACACCCGCGCAAGUCUUUCGACGGAUACUCAACAAUUGCAAUAAUUGUCUCGCACAAGUAUUCCCGCCCAAUGCUUCCAAACGCAUGGCCAUUGAAGCCAUGCGAGCCAUACUCAUCAAUCCAACUCAAGAACAACUACUCGAUUGCCUACGAUGGUUUAGUACCGUGCUGUGGGGCAAUCAUUCCAGUGCUCAUUUGCAUGAAAUGAGUCGUUGGUAGCAUUCUAUUUUGUUUGUUCAAGUUGAUAAAAAUAGCACCACCUAUAGAUAUACAAGCGUCGUUCAUCUCUUGGCGCAACUGA
Seminavis robusta is the source of this 1738-nucleotide messenger RNA. Lineage: Eukaryota; Bacillariophyta; Bacillariophyceae; Naviculales; Naviculaceae. The record is from the annotation of a GenBank genome assembly.